AUGUAUGCCGUGCUCGAGAAUGCUGGCUUCCGCCGCGUGAUCGUCAACCGGGAGGGCUGCAUAGAGCACACCGCAACGGUCUACUACAAGACCGUCGAGGGCAGCGCCAAGGCGACCAACGACUACACCCACACGGAGGGAACGCUUGUUUUCAAGCCAGGCGAGACAACUCAGAGCUUCAAGAUCUUCGUCGUCGACGACACGGCCUUCGAGGAGGACGAAGAGUUCUACGUAGAGCUUUCGGAUCCAAAGGUCGAAGGAGGUGCACAAGCCACGAUCGGCCUGAACAACGUCCUGACGGUCAUGAUCAUCGACGACGACGACCCCGGGAUCUUGUCCUUCGAGGAGGAGUAUACCACCAUCCAGGAAGACAUCGAGGACAAGACGGUGGAGUUGAUCGUGAAGAGGGUUUCUGGGUCCAGAGGCAAGAUCACCGUCCAGUACAAGACGGAGGACGCCUCGGCCAAGGCCAGCAGGGACUACGAGAGCCAGUCCGGCGAGCUCGUGUUCGAGGAGGGGGAGAACGCCAAGGCGAUCCGGGUGCUCAUCUACGGUCGGGGCAGUUACGCCCGCAAGGAUUACUUCAGGGUCUAUCUCACGGACGUCACGGGCGGCGCCAAGUUCGACCCGAAGACGGACGGCGGCGCCGACAAGGACAUCAUGACGGUGUUCAUUGAAACGCACAAGGAGGGGACGGAGUUCACUGACAGGCUCAUGGAUCAGAUGCAGGCCAGCUGGAUGCGGGCGAAGAUUGGGCACGCCAACUACAGAGAGCAGUUCAGCGCGGCGCUGCAAGUGAACGGCGGCUCGGACGAAGAAGAAGAGGAAGCAGCACCACCCAGCGCUAUGGACAAAGCGCUCCACGUCGUCAAUCUUCCCUGGAAGAUCACGUGCGCUUUCAUCCCUCCCACGGACUACUGUGAUGGUUGGCUCUGCUUCAUAGUCUCCCUGCUGGUGACCGCGAUCACCCUCGUGGCGCUCGGCACCUCCCUGCCGGACCUCUUCGCCUCCAAGACCGCGGCGUUGCACGAGCCCUUUGCGGACGCCUCCGUCGGCAACGUGACCGGCAGCAACUGCGUGAACGUCUUCCUCGGGCUGGGCCUGCCGUGGAUGAUCGGCUCCCUCUACUGGACUGCGGAGGGCCCCACCGCGGAGUGGCGGAGCCGGUACGAGUUCGAUGCCGACAUCGCACAGCACUUCCGCGAUUCCGGCGCGUUCGUCGUGAAGGCAGGCGCCCUCGUCUCCAGCGUGAUAGUCUUCACUUGCAUGGCGGGGCUGUGCAUCAUGGUGCUCCACUUCCGCCGCAAGCGGUACGGCGGCGAGCUUGGCGGCCCGAGACUGCCCGCCAUGGCCACGUCUGCGCUGCUGGUGUGCUUCUGGAUCAUCUACGUCGUGCUCUCCUCCUACUUCGCCUUGUCGAACAAGUCAUCCUGCUAA
Molecule: messenger RNA, 1437 nt
Organism: Prorocentrum cordatum
Lineage: Eukaryota; Dinophyceae; Prorocentrales; Prorocentraceae
Source: the annotation of a GenBank genome assembly